AUUCGGAUUUUAAAUCAUAAACUAUUAUAUAUAAUGGUGAAGUUCGAUACAUCUUUGGAUCUGAAGUGUACAAAGACAAUAUAACUGGUUUUGUUGUUUUGUUGUAUUGUGGUGGGCGUUUUCUUCCUCACAGACCUCUCUUCUCCGUUUCUGAAUCGUGAAAAUGCUGAAGGUGCCGGAGCACCAGGUGGCGGGUCACAUGGCAAAGAACGGCGUUCUGGGUCCGCUGGUGGACGAUUCUGGAAAGUUCUACAAGCCACUGCAGGACAACGACAGGGGCUCCGCCGAGCUCUCCUUCUACAGCUCCCUCGCCGUCCCACCCUCCAUCCGCCCCUUCUUCCCGGCAUUCUACGGCACCGCCGUCGUCCCCGCCUCCGACGGCUCCGGUCCCCACACCCACCUCCUCCUCCAGGACCUCAUCGCCCCCUACACCAAACCCUCCGUCAUGGACGUCAAAAUCGGCUCCCGGACCUGGCACCUCGGUCACUCCGAAAACUAUAUCGCAAAAUGCCUCGGCAAAGACAGAACCACCUCAACCAUCCCCCUCGGCUUCCGACUCACCGGCGUCAAGGACUCCCUCUCCUCCUGGGAACCUUCCAGAACCCUCCUCCAGACUCUCUCCGCCGAGGGCGUCGCCCUGGUCCUCCGCAAAUUCGUCUCCUCCUCCAACUCUGACGAUUCCCGUUCCGACCCCGAUUGCGACUUUGCGGCGGAGGUUUUCGGCGCCGUCUUGGAGCGGUUGGUGGAGCUGAAGGCGUGGUUUGAGGUUCAGACUCUGUAUCAUUUCUAUUCAUGUUCUGUUCUGGUGGUGUAUGAGAAGGAGAAGGGGAACGCCAAGCCUCUGGUCAAACUCGUUGACUUUGCUCAUGUCGUUUCUGGGAAUGGUGUGAUUGAUCAUAACUUCUUGGGUGGCCUCUGUUCCUUCAUCAACUUCAUCAGGAACAUCCUUCAAGCUCUGCAUCAGUGAGUCCUGCUUCGUUUUUCUCUGUUUUUCUCACAAUCUCCUUCAAGAUAUAAUCAGAUAAUAAUCACUCAUUUCACUCCAUCUGUCAUAAUCAUAUCAGACAAUUUUGCUUGUAUGAUCUGGGCUAAUUGCCGUUUAUGUUCUAUUCAAUUGUUCAGAUUUCCAGGUACUGCAAUUUUUUUAUGGAUUUUAUUCUCAGA
Molecule: messenger RNA, 1164 nt
Organism: Vigna umbellata (rice bean)
Lineage: Eukaryota; Viridiplantae; Streptophyta; Magnoliopsida; Fabales; Fabaceae
Product: inositol polyphosphate multikinase beta-like
Biological process (GO): inositol phosphate biosynthetic process
Cellular component (GO): cytoplasm; nucleus
Molecular function (GO): inositol tetrakisphosphate kinase activity; inositol-1,4,5-trisphosphate 3-kinase activity
Source: RefSeq, a predicted model, not a curated record